Molecule: messenger RNA, 435 nt
Organism: Cricetulus griseus (Chinese hamster)
Lineage: Eukaryota; Metazoa; Chordata; Mammalia; Rodentia; Cricetidae
Source: RefSeq, a predicted model, not a curated record
AUGGAAGGGGAUGAACAGGACAUCAGAGAGAAGCUGCCAGGUGAAUGUCAACAAGGUAUGAAUUCGCACUUGCCAACUGACCCAUGUGAUGGCAAACCUGACAACACAGGUCCAGAGCUGGUGCUUAAAGUAAGAAUUCACAACUCCAAAGAGAAUGACUUCAUUGAGAUUGAACUGCACAGACAGGAGCUGAGUUAUCAGAGCCUAUUACAAGUGAGCUGUUGUGAGCUGGGGAUCCAUCCGGAGCAAGUGGAGAAGAUGAGGAAGCUGCCAAACACACUGCUCAGAAAGGACAAAGACAUUCAAAGACUCCAGGACUUUGAAGAGAUAGAAGUCUUGGUGAAGAGCAGAAACUCUGAAUGGACUCAGCACACAGCAUCACCUCUGACAGAGAGACCCUGCUACAAUAGUGAAGCUGCAAAAAUGACUUACUAG